AUGGUCGAGGAGAUGACCGACGCGCUGAACGACCUGUGGGGCUGCCCGCCCGUGGCGCGCCGUCAAGCGCCCGCUGGCAUGCCGGUGCCUGCCGCUGGCCACGCCCUCGUCCUCUCGGAGCUCCGACAAGCCGCUGUGAGGUUUGGCCCGUGCCCAGAGGGCUUGGACGGUCCAGGAGCCCUCGAGGAGCUCCGGAUAUCUCAAUCGUACGAGGGUGACGCCACGUUGGUUGCCCCGGUGAGUUUCGACCUCGUCGACUCCAUCUCCCUGCCUCCUGCCGGCAGCCAGCCCGCCGCCCUGGAGGCUAUCGACGAGAUGGCAGGCCAGAACAUCGCUCGCCGGCUGAAAGAGUUACUCCUGCCCCAACAGCUGGGGAUGGAGCGCAUCAAGGAAGUGGGUCCGAGACGGCUCUACACGGACCCUGCCCUUCGCAACCCGCGCCUCUAUAAAAUGGUGGUGCGGCGGCUUAUGAGCGCCGGGCUGGUGGACUUCAGCAGCUCGGCGGAGUGUUACGUUGGCAUGUUUUUCGUACGCAAGAAGAACGGGUCGCUGCGGAUGAUCCUCGACGGGAGGCACGCUUCGCUUAGGUUUGCGCCCGCAGACCCCGUGGAGCUGGCGACGGGCUCGGCGUUCGCCCAGAUCUCGGUCGACGGCGACGAGCCCAUCAGCAUCGGGGGGGUCGACAUCUGCGACGCGUUCUACCAGAUCGAGCUCCCACAGUGGCUGCGCCGCUACUUCGGGCUGCCCAAGGUGAGGGCUGGCGACCUCGGGCUGGUGAACCUGUCCGACGGCACGCCCGUGAGACCCUCGGCCUGGGUGGUACCGUGCUUUCGGUGCCCGCCGAUGGGCUGGAGCAUCAGCCUAUGGAUAUGCCAGAGCCUGAACGAGGCGGUGACCGCCCGAGCACUUCCUGGCCAUUUUGGCCGUCGACUUGUGGACCGUCGGCCCGCGCCUGACCUGCAGCAGGGAAUGGCGCACACGGUCUACGUCGACAACUUCAUCGCCCUGUCCCACAGGCUGCGCGAGGUGCGUGAUGCAGCUACUGCAGUACAGGGGGAGCUGACUGCCUCAGACCUUCCCUCGCACCCCGUGGAGGCAUCAGUCGGCGGGGACACGCUGGGCUGGCACUUUGACGAGGACAAGCCCGUGAUCGGCCUCAGCGUUCGGCUUCGCUGGCGGCUCCGCCUCGGCAUCGGCGAGCUGCUGGAGCAAGGCUGGUGCAGCGGUCACACCAUGAUGAAGGUGAUAUCGCACUUCACUUCGAGGGCGCUAAUUCGUCGAGAGCUGCUGAGCUGCCUAGGGGCCGUGUACGGCCUCAUGGGCGACGGCGGCCGCGAGAGGCGGCGGCUGACGCCGGCAGUAAGACGGGAACUGGCUUGGUGCCGCGCACUGCUGCCUUUGUGUUUUCGAGACGCCGGGCGGCCCUUGUCGCCUGUCGUGUCCUGUGUGGACGCCUCGUGGUGGGGCGCUGGUGUGACAGAGAAGACCAUCACCUCAGACCAAGCUCGUCGCUUGUCUAUCUUCAACGAACGAUGGAGGUUCAGUCGGGAUGGCGAGCAACAGGUUGCCCCUCGCGACAAGGCCUUAGCCUCGGAGAGCAAGCAAGCUCAGCGUAUCACCUCGUCAUGCUUCAAGCAAGCCUCGUCGGAGCCCUACCGCGAUCCAGCAGUCAUAGCAGCAGCCAUGGAGCAGCAGGUCCCGUUCCGAGUCGAGCCGAAGCCGAAUCAGGGGGAUGAAAUCACGUUCGAGGAGGUGCCCGAGGAGGCCGUGCGGAUCAAGACAUCGAAGCUCGACGCGUCCUGCCCGCCCGCCCAGGCGCUGGGCCUCGGGGAGGAUGACGGCGGCAAUGCUGGCGUCGGUCCUCGGCGACAGGGCGGCCCCUGCCGCGCCGGCGAUGCGGGCUCGCAGGAGGCCGACUGCGGCUGCGGGUGCUGUGGGCGCUCGCCAGCUGCAGGGCAGGGCUUGACCCUCCUGGAGGAGUUCUUGGACGGGGGCAAGAGCAGCGCCGUGUGGAUGCUGAUGGCGGCUUUUGCCUUCGUGCGUCCGACCCUCGGGCGGCGGCAGUGGCGCCAGCUGUGGGCGGCACGGGCUGCCAAGACCUGGUCAUGCCUGGCGCCGCCGCGGCCGCGGCUGACGCUCUCACGGCCUGUGGUGUGCCUCAUCGUGGUGACGUUGUGCUGCGGGGGCCUGGAGGAGUACGCUUGGCCCGCCGCGCCCACGGUCGACCUGUGCCCGAGGCCGCGCGAGGCGCUGGAUUUCGUGCAGUCGCAGCUCAUCCCGCCAAGGCUCACCGCUGCCGCGGCGCUACACCAGUGGUGCAUGGUCCUCCAGCCGUCCGACAUGCAGACCCCAUCCAUGACAGACGUGCUCGACGAGACCCUGCGGGCGGGCCUCACCCGCUCCCCGAGGGUGCCACGACCCGAGCAGGAGCCGCACCACCGGACGCCCGGUGGCCACCGCCCUUUGCCGGUGGCCCAGGCGCAGUGGAGCGGCCACGUCAAGGCCGUCUUGGCCGGGCUCGGCCUGCAGGUCUGGAGCUACCUGAUGCACGGGCACAAUGGCGCAAGCCACGAGCUGUUCGCGGCGGCGCGGCCUCUGCGGGACAUCCACAUGCGCGCCAGGUGGCCGACCGACGCCGCGCUUCAAUGCUACGCCGAGGGGAGGCAGGUGCAGGAGCAUCUUCGCGGGCUGCCGCGCGCCCUGCCGCUAAGUGCCGAGCAGGUCUUCAGCGGCUCUGGGCGGAUGGCGGCAGCGUGGCGCCUGCGUUUCCAUUCGCAGCAUGCCGCUUUCGAGCUGGACAUCCGCCACGACGCCGACAGCGACCUCCUCCUCAGGCGGAUCAGGCAGCAGGUUCGGGGCUGGGUGCGGAGUCGGCUCAUCGUCGCGAUCUGGAUUGCGACGCCCUGCCAGUCCCUGAGCCGCGCCCGCAACCGCCCCAACGGGCCACCACCCUUGCGGACGGCUUUGUUUCCGCUGGGGCUGCCAGGCCUGUCGCCAGGAGAUCAGCUCAAGGUCCUCGAGGGCAAAGAUGCCUCAGGCAGUUUCUGGACGCACAUCGCAGAACCGUACCCAAAAUAUUUUUGCAGGCUGGUAGCUAAGUGUUUCCAACAGGCUCUGCGAAACCAUUCGUUUCUGAGCCUGGACAGGUUUGUGGAGGCCUAA
Messenger RNA from Prorocentrum cordatum, 3162 nucleotides. Lineage: Eukaryota; Dinophyceae; Prorocentrales; Prorocentraceae. The record is from the annotation of a GenBank genome assembly.